GUGGGCUUUGAAGUGGAUGCAACUGGAACAAACUUCAUAGUCAGGUUUGAUAAGACCAACAUAUUAACUGAGGAUCAAAUAGAACAAGGACACCUGGUAAAUGAGUGUUUAGUGAAGAAAAAGAAAGAUAGUCAACACAUCAUACUUAGCUGUCCGGAUGGAAUAACUAUAACAGUUUAUAUUGAGCAUGGUAUGGGAAACCUCCUUCUGUCAGUACCUGAUAUCUACAAAACAAAGGACAGCAAUGGACUUUUUGGUACUUUUGAUGGUGAUUCACAAAAUGAUCUUCAACCUAGCCGGCACGAAGGUCCUUAUGGGACAGGUCCAAAUGGAACAUUAACUGCAUCUGAGCUGAAUACUUUUGGAUACUCCUGGAGGGUAUCUACCGGAAGAUUAUUUUACUAUACUCCUCCAAAGACAUUUGCUAACAUCAACUUAGUUCAGACAGUGCCAACACUCCUAAAUCAACUUGAAAGUGCUGCCAAUAUUAGCCAACUAGCGUUGGUCAAAUCUGGAUGCCAGAACGAUGAAAUCUGUAUUUAUGAUACGCUGGUUACUGGAAACCUUGUUCUUGGACAAACUACUAAACAAAUAAAUGAUGGUAAUCUACAGAUGCAGGAACAAUUAGAUAUGUUUCCUCCCUUCCUGAAUAUUUCCUACCUAGAGGUAUAUGUUGGUCGUACAUUCACACAGCAGUUGUUUGCAGAGGAUCGCAAUCAAGAUGAUGUUACUUUUAGUCUACUUAGUGUGCUUCCAAAUUCUUCUCUUACAAGAGGCGGAUUGUUCACAUGGACACCUUCAAGUUCAGAAAAAGUAAAUAUAACAUUUAUGGCAGAUGAUGGAACACUCCAAUCUUCAGUUACACCCAUUGUAAAGCUGUGCAAGUGUCUGGAAGAAACUCAGUGCAACUACAACCAGUUUCAACAAGAUUCUUAUGUGGGGGUUGACAAGUUUGCUAUAUCAUCAUGUGAUUGUCCUAUUGGAAGGUCAGGAGCCACAUGUGAAGAAGAUUUCAAUCCUUGUGUUGUGGAACCUUGCUUUCCCAAUGUUCUCUGCAAUGACACACUGGCGCCUUCACUUGGGUUUACCUGCGAUACAUGCCCCACUGGAUUGAUGGGUGAUGGUUUUAUAUGUCAAGAUCGCAGUGAACCAAUAGUUGCUUGUCCAGCUGCUGGUACUGUCAACGUAACACCAAAUGCUAACUUUAGUCGUAAAGUUGUUUGGAUACCUGAGUUUGCACUUGCCAAUGACUCUUUCGAUGGAAAAGUUGAGGCUUCAUGUUUUAUUUUGGAUGAGGGAGUGAAGAAGUCAAUAACUUCCAAUGACACCUUUGUAGUUGGAGAUACACAGGUGGACUGCACUGCUGUUGAUGCCGCUGGUAAUGUCGGUAGCUGUACCUUCACUGUUAGUGUUAAAGAUAAUGAGAGUCCAAAUGUCACAUGUCCAAUGAACAUAAAGGUCCUGCAUGAAAUGAGUCAAGGAAACGUCAGUUGGUCACCGAUGCCAAAAGCUACUGAUGUUGUUGAUGGUGUAAUUGAUCCAAUCAAUAUUACAUGUGUUAAUGGUAAAGGCAUAAUGGUGACGUCAGGCAGUCUAUUCGAUGUAGGAACCACAACAGUGACAUGCACAGCAGUUGACUCUUCGGAAAAUAUUGCAACUUGCUCCUUUGAGAUCUCUGUGAAUGAUAAUGAAGCUCCUAUAUUCACAUGUCCAACUGCUCUUUCCAUGAAUGUGAAUCAUGGAACAGCAGUGUCCACUGUCACUUGGUCACUAUCAGCCAGGGAUACUGUUGAUGGUGAUGUUACAACCUAUGUUGUAUGUAAAGACGAUAAAAUGGGUAAUACGGUGAUGUCAGGUGACACAUAUGCAGUAGGCUUAACAACAGUGACAUGCAAAGUUAAUGAUACUGCACUGAAUGAAGGAACAUGUCAGUUUAACAUAACUGUUAUAGAUAAUGAAGCUCCUAUAUUCACAUGUCCAACUGCUCUUUCCAUGAAUGUGAAUCAUGGAACAGCAGUGUCCACUGUCACUUGGUCACUAUCAGCCAGUGAUACUGUUGAUGGUGAUGUUACAACCUAUGUUGUAUGUAAAGACGAUAAAAUGGGUAAUACGGUGAUGUCAGGUGACGCAUAUGCAGUAGGCUUAACAACAGUGACAUGCAAAGUUAAUGAUACUGCACUGAAUGAAGGAACAUGUCAGUUUAACAUAACUGUUAUAGAUAAUGAAGCUCCUAUAUUCACAUGUCCAACUGCUCUUUCCAUGAAUGUGAAUCAUGGAACAGCAGUGUCCACUGUCACUUGGUCACUAUCAGCCAGUGAUACUGUUGAUGGUGAUGUUACAACCUAUGUUGUAUGUAAAGACGAUAAAAUGGGUAAUACGGUGAUGUCAGGUGACGCAUAUGCAGUAGGCUUAACAACAGUGACAUGCAGAGUUAAUGAUACUUCACUGAAUGAAGGAACAUGCCCAUUUAGCAUCACUGUUAUAGAUAAUGAAGCUCCUACAUUCACAUGUCCAACUGCUCUUUCCAUGAAUGUGAAUCAUGGAACAGCAGUGUCCACUGUCACUUGGUCACUAUCAGCCAGUGAUACUGUUGAUGGUGAUGUUACAACCUAUGUUGUAUGUAAAGACGAUAAAAUGGGUAAUACGGUGAUGUCAGGUGACACAUAUGCAGUAGGCUUAACAACAGUGACAUGCAAAGUUAAUGAUACUGCACUGAAUGAAGGAACAUGCACAUUUAACAUAACUGUUAUAGAUAAUGAAGCUCCUAUAUUCACAUGUCCAACUGCUCUUUCCAUGAAUGUGAAUCAUGGAACAGCAGUGUCCACUGUCACUUGGUCACUAUCAGCCAGUGAUACUGUUGAUGGUGAUGUUACAACCUAUGUUGUAUGUAAAGACGAUAAAAUGGGUAAUACGGUGAUGUCAGGUGACGCAUAUGCAGUAGGCUUAACAACAGUGACAUGCAGAGUUAAUGAUACUUCACUGAAUGAAGGAACAUGCCCAUUUAGCAUCACUGUUAUAGAUAAUGAAGCUCCUACAUUCACAUGUCCAACUGCUCUUUCCAUGAAUGUGAAUCAUGGAACAGCAGUGUCCACUGUCACUUGGUCACUAUCAGCCAGGGAUACUGUUGAUGGUGAUGUUACAACCUAUGUUGUAUGUAAAGACGAUAAAAUGGGUAAUACGGUGAUGUCAGGUGACACAUAUGCAGUAGGCUUAACAACAGUGACAUGCAAAGUUAAUGAUACUGCACUGAAUGAAGGAACAUGUCAGUUUAACAUAAAUGUUAUAGAUAAUGAAGCUCCUAUAUUCACAUGUCCAACUGCUCUUUCCAUGAAUGUGAAUCAUGGAACAGCAGUGUCCACUGUCACUUGGUCACUAUCAGCCAGUGAUACUGUUGAUGGUGAUGUUACAACCUAUGUUGUAUGUAAAGACGAUAAAAUGGGUAAUACGGUGAUGUCAGGUGACACAUAUGCAGUAGGCUUAACAACAGUGACAUGCAGAGUUAAUGAUACUUCACUGAAUGAAGGAACAUGCCCAUUUAGCAUCACUGUUAUAGAUAAUGAAGCUCCUACAUUCACAUGUCCAACUGCUCUUUCCAUGAAUGUGGAUCAUGGAACAGCAGUGUCCACUGUCACUUGGUCACUAUCAGCCAGUGAUACUGUUGAUGGUGAUGUUACAACCUAUGUUGUAUGUAAAGACGAUAAAAUGGGUAAUACGGUGAUGUCAGGUGACACAUAUGCAGUAGGCUUAACAACAGUGACAUGCAAAGUUAAUGAUACUGCACUGAAUGAAGGAACAUGCACAUUUAACAUAACUGUUAUAGACAAUGUCAGCCCUGUGAUAAACUGCUUAUCGGAUGUUGUGUACACUGACUUUGAGCCACAAACAAGAGACAUCUUUCCAACAGCUGUUGAUGUUGUUGAUGGUGUAAUUGAUCCAAUCGAUAUUAUAUGUGUUAAUGGUGAAGGCAUAGUGGUGACGUCAGGCAGUCUAUUCAAUGUAGGAACCACAACAGUGACAUGCACAGCAGUUGACUCUUCGGAAAAUAAUGCAACUUGUUCCUUUGGAAUCGAUGUACUUCGAACAUCAAAGUUUACCUUAACCAUCCAAGUUAUACAAGUAAAUCAAGAAGAUGUUGUUUUUGAUGAAUCGUUAAACAACAUGGAAUCUGCAAAAUCAGUCGAACUUAUCUCUGUCAUUAUACAAGUGAUGAAUCAAACACUGUCAAGAAGUACAACUACAGGCAACGACUUGAUCCGCAUUAGUGUAGUGGUCUUUAAAAGAGGCUCUGUCAUUGCGACUGUACUGCUAGAAUACUCUGAAGGGUCUACAGUAACUCCCUCUGAUGUGCAACACGUACUAGAAGAUGAUACCAUUCCAGAUAAGGAACUUUCUGAUGGAGUUGAUGUCAUCUUAGUAGAACCCAAAUCUGUAGUGGUUGACCAAAAUGUUACCGGUACUGUUGAUAGCUGUCCAAUCCCGUACUGCUCCAAUGGUGGUACAUGCAAAAGACUGGGAAUAUUUCCAGUUUUUGCAUAUUCCUGUAGUUGUCCUGAUGAAUAUAGUGGUGUUACUUGUGACCAAAAAAAUGAAAUUACAGAAGAAGGACUGAGUACAGGAGUGAUAAUCAUGAUCAUCCUCAUCGUGUUUGCGGUGAUAAUCCUGCUGAUGCUAUGUAUAUGUACAUGUCUUAUUGUGAGAUAUCAACAUGGCAAGAGAUUGAUUAGUGUAAGGGAAGAGAUUGAAAUGGAUCCAUACGCCCACCAUGAGUCUACAUUACCCCCUUACCUUGAGCAAAGAAGAAGAGAACGAUCCUCCAAGAAGCAAUCGUCAAGAAUGGUGGAAGUAUGAUGCGGUAUGGAAGUUCCUUGGUAUGAAAAAAGCACCCUUGCUGGCUGGUUGUGAAGAUACUGUGACUGGAAUCCUUUCAAUCUCAACUAACAUACAAUCUUCCUGUAGGUUGUUCCUAACCAUUCCAUUUGUAAAGCUAAACAUAUGCAAUCAUCAUUAUGUAAGAGUGUAUUGUUAUUAAUCAUUAUUGUUGGUUUUUUUCACGAGUAUACUUUCAUUACUUAGUUAAUAGUAUAUUUUGAUACAGUUAUGUUUUAAUACAGCUAUAUAUUUCUGAAGACUAUAUAUAUUUUUUAAAUACUACAAAGAGUGAAAACAACUGCAAUUCUGUACUAUGGAAUGUAGGUAUGUGUAUGCCCUAUGGUUGAGAGUAUACUUUCAUUACUAGUUAAUAGUUUUUUUGAUACUGUUAUGUUUUAAUACAGCUAUAUAUUUCUGAAGACUAUAUAUUUUUUAAAUACUACAAAGAGUGAAAACAACUGUAAUACUGUACUAUAGAAUGUAGGUAUGUGUAUGCCUUAUGGUUGAGAGUAUACUUUCAUUACUAGUUAGUAGUUUUUUUUUGAUACUGUUAUGUUUUAAUACAGCUAUAUAUUUCUGAAGACUAUAUAUUUUUUAAAUACUACAAAGAGUGAAAACAACUGUAAUACUGUACUAUAGAAUGUAGGUAUGUGUAUGCCUUAUGGUUGAGAGUAUACUUUCAUUACUAGUUAGUAGUUUUUUUUGAUACUGUUAUGUUUUAAUACAGCUAUAUAUUUCUGAAGACUAUAUAUUUUUUAAAUACUACAAAGAGUGAAAACAACUGUAAUACUGUACUAUAGAAUGUAGGUAUGUGUAUGCCCUAUGGUUGAGAAAUAUUUUAUAAACUUAAAACAAGUUUGUUUGGUUUGUGUUGUCAGAAGAACAGUAAAUAAUUUGUUGAAAGGUUAUAAUACAAGUAUAAGCAAAAUAAACGAUUGUGUGAGUAACAUUUUGCAGAUA
Asterias rubens (European starfish) is the source of this 5829-nucleotide messenger RNA. RefSeq lists its product as uncharacterized. Lineage: Eukaryota; Metazoa; Echinodermata; Asteroidea; Forcipulatida; Asteriidae. The record is from RefSeq and is a predicted model, not a curated record.